UUCCUGGUGAUGGCUUAUAGAAUCAUAAACAAAAGAAGGCACAUAGGACUUCAACAACUUUCAUCAUUUGCAGAAAUAGGAAGAAGUUUAAUAGGUCCAGUAAAAUCAUCCAAAUUUAUUAUAGAUGAAGAAAGUCACGAAAGUGUGUUAAUCAGUUCAACAGUAAGGCUUCUUGAAAACUUGGAUUUAACCAGUGCAGUGGGACAACUUCUCAAUGAAGCAGUUCAAGCACAAAAUAACACAUACAGAACUGGAACCAGUACUCUGUUGUUUCUUGUUGGUGCGUGGUGCAGUGCAGUUGAAGAAUGUCUUCAUCUGGAUGUCCCCAUUUCCAUAAUAGUGUCAGUAAUGUCCGAAGGCUUGAACUUUUGUAGUGAAGAGGUAGUUUCCCUUCAAGUACCUAUCCACAAUAUAUUUGAUCAUAUGGACAACACAUUUUCUGGACUUGAAACAUGUAGUGUCACUUUGUGUCCUUUCCUACAAGUCUCUUCAGAUACCGGUUUGCAACAGGAAGAGCUUGAUCUCAAAGAUGUUGCCUCUCAAUCUUUGACCAAUCUUUCUGGGGGACCUGUUAAAUCACUUAACUUCUUCAAACCUCAGACUAAGGUUGAAGUGGAUAAAAACACAUCACAAACUCUGAAAAACAGUCUGUUUGCAGAUACUUGCUGCAGAAAGUCAGUACUGAACCACAGUAGGCACUUUAAAAGACCAGACAGUAAUGAACAGAUAAGCAAACUAGAUGGAUUUCUAGAACAUGGUGCAGCUAAUCCCAGAAGUUACAGAUGUAAUGAUUUGGUAGAAUUGGCAGUAGGCUUGAGUCAUGGAGACCUCAGCAACAUGAAAUUAGUAGAAGAAGCAGUACAGGUGCAAUAUCGGAAUGCACAUAUGAAACAAGUUAAUUCUCCAGCGCCAUUUAUGUUUGACAUUUCAAAGAUCUUCACUUGCUGUCUACCAGGUUUACCUGAAAGUUUUUCUUGUAUUUGUCCAGGAUAUGUCACUGCUGUAUCAGUAUCUAGUACUAAUCUGAUCAAGGAAUUGCAGAAUCAGCCUGUCCGGCUAGUUCUUAUUGAGGGUGACCUCACAGAGAAUUAUCGCCACCUGGGAUUUAAUAAGUCUUCAAAUAUUAAAACUGUAUUUGAUAGCAUGAAGCUUCAAGAAGACAGCUCAGAAGAACUGUGGACAAAUAGUGUGUUACAGGUAUUAAUCCAGUUCAAUGUGAACCUUGUCCUGGUACAAGGGAAUGUUUCUGAAUGCUUAGUUGAAAAAUGCAUACACAGUAAGCGGUUGAUAAUUGGGUCAGUGAAUGGCACUGUGAUGCAGGCUUUUGCAGAAGCUACAGGAGCAGUACAGGUGGUCUACAUUACACAAGUGAAUGAAGACUGUGUGGGCAAUGGGGUCCAUGUGACCUUCUGGAAAAGCAAUCCCUUAGAUGUUGUAGAUAGGAAUGACAGAAUAGCAAUCUUGUUAAAAACAGAAGGAAUUGAUUUGGUUACAGCAGUCCUUACUAACCCAGUCACUGCACAAAUGCAAACCAAAGAAGAUAGGUUCUGGAGUUGUGCCUAUCGUUUGUAUUAUGCCCUAAAAGAGGAAAAGGUCUUUCUCGGAGGUGGUGCAGUUGAAUUUUUGUGUCUUAGUCAUCUUCAAAUUCUUGUGGAGCAAUCUCUGAAAAAAACAAACCAUGCCUCUUCGGUGUGGCUUCGUAAUACCUCAUCUUGGCUGGCUUCAUCUCUGGAGAUAUACAGACCAACUGUGCUUAAAUUCUUGGCAAAUGGAUGGCAAAAAUACCUUUCAACUCUCAUAUAUAACACUGCCAACUAUUCAUCAGAAUUUGAAGCCAGCACAUUCAUUCAACAUCAUCUACAAAAGGCUACAGAGUCUGGCUCUCCUUCAUCUUACAUCUUGAAUGAAUAUCAUAAAAUAAAUAGUGGAAUUUUUAAUUCAGGCAUUUCAGAUAAACUGGAGCACAUUCCAAGAGUUUAUGACAUUGUUACACCAAAGAUUGAGGCAUGGCGCCGAGCGCUGGAUUUAGUACUAUUAGUACUUCAGACAGAUAGUGAAAUCAUUACUGGACUUGGACACACACAGAUAAACUCACGGGCAUCAGAGGGCUUUUUAUUUUUGUAGUGUUACUGGCUUAGUCUUUGGAAAAUAAUCUCUUGUAAUAGAUUAUGGUAAUAAUAAAUUGACUAAUAGCCAAAUC
Molecule: messenger RNA, 2200 nt
Organism: Otolemur garnettii (small-eared galago)
Lineage: Eukaryota; Metazoa; Chordata; Mammalia; Primates; Galagidae
Gene: BBS12
Product: Bardet-Biedl syndrome 12
Exons: 1
Biological process (GO): photoreceptor cell maintenance; chaperone-mediated protein complex assembly
Molecular function (GO): ATP binding
Source: RefSeq, a predicted model, not a curated record